Ceutorhynchus assimilis (cabbage seed weevil) is the source of this 2784-nucleotide messenger RNA. NCBI's taxonomy places the organism in Eukaryota, Metazoa, Arthropoda, Insecta, Coleoptera, Curculionidae. The record is from the annotation of a GenBank genome assembly.
GUAGCAGCAAAGUUUACUUUAUAGGAUGACUAAAAGGUCUUACCGAGAAUAUUUUGUCUGAAAUAUCGGGAUUUUUAAGUUGAAACGCGAUUUCGAUAUCAAAGUUUGAAGUAGUGAGUUGUUUGAGGUGUUUUUUUGAGGCUCUGAACGGCUCAGUCGUUCGGAUUGAGAAAAUAUGGCCGAGGACGGGCCUAUUAUUAAGCCUGUACAUGGAGUCAACUACUCGAUCAUCGGGCUCUGCAUCGGAGGAGUGACUUUUACCCUCUUGGUACUACUGGGUACUUACUAUUGCUACCAAAAACGGAGACGCCUCAACGCCAAACGCACCGGUCCAGAUCAACCCUUAGCUUUUCAUUCCCACCGCAGACCGACUGCUGUGAAAUCUCCGGCAGGAACCGGUACCGGUACUCAUUAUUUGAAAAAAAGUCCCAGUCCUACUGGAAAUGCUAAAACACCACCUGGGAUUUCAGCACCUCAUACUCCAAGUCCCACUGGCAUUGUUGGACCUCUGGAAAGCGGAGUGUCCAGUCAUCAGCAUUUUGAACCAAAACCAGAAAAUCAGGUUGUCAAAGACACUUGUACUACCGAAAACGAACGUCAAACACCCACAAAAGAAGAACAAGAAACCAACGAAAAGAAUCUACAACAAAACGUUGCAUAUUUGGGACAACUGGUUUUCAAACUUAGGUACAAACACGACAAAAACGCUUUGAUAGUGUCUGUGGUAAGAUGCAAGGACUUACCUGCCAAAGAUCCGAAUACUGGAUCCAGUGACCCGUAUGUCAAACUGCAAUUGUUACCUGAUAAACAACAUAAGGUUAAAACUCGUGUUUUACGCAAAACCCGUAACCCAGUCUACGACGAAGAUUUCACCUUUUACGGCAUCAGCUUCAACCAACUACCUUCAAUCACUCUACACUUUGUCAUUCUGAGUUUCGACCGUUACAGCCGCGACGACAUUAUCGGCGAAGUAUUCUGCGCUCUGAGCAACGUGGACAUCGCUCAGAUUGAGACUCAGCAGAUGGCUUUGUGCAGAGAAAUACAACCUAGGAGUCUUAAGAUAAGGUCUCAGGGACGUGGCGAGCUUUUGGUGUCGCUUUGCUGGCAGCCUGCAGCUAAUCGUUUGACUGUUGUGGUUCUCAAGGCUAGAAAUUUGCCUAAAAUGGAUGUUACAGGUUUAGCCGAUCCCUACGUCAAGAUCUAUCUUCUCUACAACGGACAACGAAUCGCCAAAAAGAAAACCCACGUAAAGAAAAGGACACUGAUGCCAGUUUUCAACGAGAGCUUUGUCUUCGAUAUACCGGCCAACGGACAAACUUUGGACGGCAUCAGUUUGGAGUUUUUGCUACUGGAUUGGGACCGAGUUACCAAAAACGAGGUUAUUGGACGGCUUGAAUUGGGAGGAGGAAAAUGCACAGGCUCCGCUUUGACUCACUGGAACGAAGUUUGCAACUCGCCCAGAAGACAAAUCGCAGAUUGGCACAAACUGAAGGAGUAAUUUUUUAAAUUUUGUCCAAAUCAGCACGCCCCCAUAAUUAUUAUAAUAAUGCUUUCAUGUGUACAAUAUUAAAUGUCACUGGUUUAGAGGGACAAAAUCGAAUAAAUGGUCAGGGUUUGCGUUUAGCGCAUAGGAAAAUUGAACAUUUUUUUUUAAAAUUUAUUUAAGAGUUUGUGAUAUGAAAAAUUCAAAUGAGAUCGUCAUAAUUUAAGUACCAAUUAUAUAAAAAUAUCUUAUAAAUGUUUUAAAACUUAUUAGUACAUAGAAUAUAGGAAAUAAGCUUUUCUUGUUUUUGGUUUUUGAACUACAUACCUAUUAUAAGUGUAUAGUAAUGUAAAAGGUUUUAUUUUUGCAUAGGUAUUUAAUUCUUUAUUAUAGAUUUCAGUACAAUGUGAAAAUAUCAACAUUUUCAAGAAUAAAGUUCCAAUCACAAUUAUUAUUAGUUAAUACAAUUAGCCAGAAAAUUGAAAUUAUAUAUGUAUGAUUGGAACUUGGUAUUGACAACACAACGAUCCAAAUUGAUUUUUAAAUUUUUGGAACUUAUGCGCACAUAUUAUAUAAAACUUCUGGAAGCUUUUAAGCUCAAAUGGCUGCUAUAGAUGUAAAAAUGUAUUGUUUAUUUGUGGUCCAGUUUUAAUUGAAAAUUCAAGUAGUCUUGGAGGCUACAGAUCCUUUAGAAUCUUUAUAAUAAAUGCCUCUUUUUUAUAAAUUAUUCCCUUUUGAAAAUCCCAAAGCUAUAGUUAAUUUAUACAGUUGAGCUCCUAACAAAUUUUUAAUUGGUGCCACAUAAAAUUGAAACAAAAAUCAUACUCUAUAUAACUUACCAUAAUAUGAAUUAUUAUACAAGGAGCUUUAUUGAUUCUCUUUGUACCUACAUUAUUAUAGGGUAUAUCAUAAUUAUUUAUUUAAAAGCUUAUUGUACAUUUCCUUCUUGUUGGAAAUUUAUUUUUCUAACUAAACACAGGUUGAGACACCAAAGAUCACUAUAACUAUAGAAUUUAGUUUGUAGAUUUAAGAAUUAUUAUACAGAUAAAGAAAAUUUGCAUUUUCCAAUAAGUAAUUAUGCUUGAUAUAUUAAUCACUUAUUUUGUGGUUUUUUUUCAAAAUAUACUUUUGAAGUUUGUAGAUAUAUAGGCAUUUUUUUAAAGUUUGAUUAAUUUUAUUUAUAAUAAUUAUUAGUUACGACAUUGUAGUCGAUAAAAGCUAAUUUUGUUUAAAUUUUAACCAUUAUAAUUUUGUAAAUAUAAAUAUAAACCAAAUAAAUGUUUAAAAUAAAAUAGUUUUUU